CCUCUUCACCCACACCCAGCAGCAGCAACGCACCUCUUCCCCUUUCUCCAUUCCCGCACAGCAGCAGUAGGGAAAAGGAACCAAGCAGUAGCCUCCAAUCCUCCUCUUCAACGCUGCGCAGCCCUAACCCCCUUCUUCACGAUCUUGCUGCGCAGCCAUCAUACAUAUGCGGCUUUCCCUCCUCCCAUGAAAGAAACCGAAACAGAAGUAGAGAAGGGAGAGGGAGUCUGUGUCGCACCAGGAGAAGAAGACAAGGGGAGGGAGGAAAACCACGCCGAUGCGUCGGGCUUCACCACCGCCGUCGCGUUCCUGUCGUCCCUGCAAGCUGCCGUCGCGUCGCAUUGCCGGAUCACCGCGCGUGAGGAGCCGUGUCAUCGAGCCACCCAGUCGCCGAUCUGUUGCCUCCAUUCCGCCGCUGUACCAUGGAGAAGAGAGAGCCGCGCCGCACCUCAGCCACUACUAACCCACCGAAGCUGGUGCGUGAGAAGAGGAGAAAGGGACGCUGUCUUGCGUCGUCACCAGCACGGCUGGGCGCUAUUGCUGCGGGCGCGCUAUCGCCAGAGCUGGGUAGUCGUUGUCCUUGUCGGCAGCGAGAGAGAAACAACGAAACCCCCUCCGUUUCUGUUACCUUAGUCCGUUGUGAAAGGGAAGGCGCCGCCGUGUCUUCCAUUGCCGCCGUCAGAAAAUGGUUUAGGCCGCCGCAGAUGCCACUACCGGAGAGGAAGUUGCGCCUCUGUGUUUCUAGCCGCCGGGAGUGGUUAUGUGGCUUCCGAGAUCACUGCCAGAGCUCCGGGCUGAGCUUCUGCCACUUGAGACCCUGCUGCCGUCGCCGAAAAACUUUGCCAGAAAGGGUUUUAAUUGUGGUUUCUGUCCUUUUUAAAUUCCGAGAAUACUAUAGUCACUGCAUGUUGGUUUCAGUUGUCGUGAUCAUAAUUUGUCGCCGCUGCCGCUUGAAGUGGCUGCCGGGCUACCAUCGAACCGGCCCGGAAACCGCCACUGUUUCGGUUCAGCCGUCCUUUCUUAUUUUCGUGUUGCUAUGGUUAUUGCAAAAGUGGCUGGGAGCUGAGGUUUUAGUUCCCGUCAGUUCUGUUUGA
This is a messenger RNA of Arachis duranensis, 1094 nucleotides long. RefSeq lists its product as uncharacterized. The transcript is spliced from 2 exons. NCBI's taxonomy places the organism in Eukaryota, Viridiplantae, Streptophyta, Magnoliopsida, Fabales, Fabaceae. Bases 423 to 1094 code for a protein of 223 amino acids. The record is from RefSeq and is a predicted model, not a curated record.